This is a messenger RNA of Necator americanus (New World hookworm), 1971 nucleotides long. RefSeq lists its product as uncharacterized. Gene Ontology annotation, biological process: telomere maintenance; DNA repair. The record is from RefSeq and is a predicted model, not a curated record. Gene Ontology annotation, molecular function: DNA helicase activity. The coding region runs from base 1 to 1971 and encodes 656 amino acids. The transcript is spliced from 16 exons. NCBI's taxonomy places the organism in Eukaryota, Metazoa, Nematoda, Chromadorea, Rhabditida, Ancylostomatidae.
AUGAAGACGUGGCUGCAUGAUGAGGGCAGUCCAUCAAAUUGCAUUUACUGUUACUCCUUACAAUGUAACAUUCGAGUUGAGUCAACAUCAAACGUACGAAGGCAAGGUGCCGUAACAUCCAAGGCAGCUAUUCUCACAAUUGGUAGAAAUCUGUCCCGGCAGAUUGUACUUCAAGUGGAACUGGGUUCCGUCUCCGGAGGUCGACCAGCGGUUGCCUCUUACAGUCUGGACUCUUGUGUCAUACAUCAGAGAAAUGUUGCACAAGGAAGAGCAUCUAUCGAAAUCCCAGAAAGGAAACUUGUUGUGCAGGUGUCGAACUGUGCCCCACGGAAGCUGAAUGUGUUUCUAAAGACGCUCCAGGCCAAGCUUGAUAUUAUGUCAUCACGAAGUACACAAACAACCUUGAAAAAAUGUCACACUCCAGUCACCAUAUCUAGAAAGAGGCAUCUUCAUGAUCUUCCAAGCCUACACACCGUUCUCAGUCCGUUAAGCGUUGACGAAAUCCGUCAAGUUAGGAGAUUACGCGGUGUCGCCGAUUCACCCGUGUGUGGCUCUCCGAAAGCAGCUAAGUUACGGCUUCAAAACACUUCUUCUACCACGCCUAAGAUUUCUAGAAAAUCCUUGUCAAAGGAUCCUGCUAAGGAAAAUCUUAAUGGGAGAAGUGGAAGUAUACUGCUGUCUGAUGAGCAGCGUGCUGUCGUUCGUUCUGUUUUACAAUCCCGCGAAAAUGUCUUUUUCACCGGUAGUGCUGGAACGGGGAAAUCAGUUGUGCUACGACGAAUUAUCGAAAUGCUUCCUGCAGCAACCACGUUUGUAACUGCUGCUACCGGAGUUGCUGCUUGUCAACUGGGUGGUGUCACGCUGCACGGCUUUGCUGGUAUCGGUGUUGGUCGAGGCACGCGCGAGCAAUCCUUGGUUCAUGUUUUGGCGAAGGAUCCAGUUAUCAAGCAAUGGAAGCUGUGCACACAUCUUAUCAUUGAUGAAAUUUCCAUGAUUGAUGCUGACUACUUCACUAACAUUGAAUACGUGGCAAGACAUAUUCGGGGAGAUGACCGACCCUUCGGUGGUAUACAACUCAUUGUAACAGGCGAUUUUCUCCAAUUACCACCUGUGUGCAGCAAAAGUGACUCUGUGAAAUUUUGUUUUGAGUGUGAAGCAUGGAAUCGAUGUAUUCAAAGGACUAUACUAUUGGAACAUAUACGUCGUCAAGAUGACUCUCGUUUCAUAGAUGUCUUGCAAGAGAUUCGCGUUGGAAGGUGUGGAGCUGAAGUGUGCAAGGCGCUUGACGAAACAAAGAGAAAUAGUUUCCUAACAGCAGGCAUAGUUCCAACGCGACUCUGUACUCAUACAGCAGACGCUAUGGCCGUGAACAAUCGUUGCCUCGAAGAACUUGAAGGUCCAUCUAGAAUAUUUGAAGCUGAAGAUAGUCAGUUCAUUCCCGAAUCGAUCCAAUGCAUGAUCUCAAAAAAACUGGUACUGAAGGUUUCUACACAGGUGAUGCUCACAAAGAACAUUGAUCUCAUGCGUGGCCUCUCGAAUGGGUCUCGAGGUGUUGUGACGCGAUUUUCAAAGGCAGGAUUUCCUAUUGUCAAGUUUUCUGCGGCUGAAGAAGAAGUAGAAAUGCAUCCUAUACGGUUUGCUGUACGCAUUCCUGGGCAGGAUGAACCAGCAUGUCGAAGACAGUUGCCCUUACAACUGGCAUGGGCUAUUUCAAUUCACAAAUCGCAAGGACUAACUUUAGAUGCUGUUGAAGUGAGCUUGGAAAGGGUAUUUUCUGAGGGUCAGUCUUACGUUGCCUUAUCCAGAGCGCGAAGUUUGUCGUCACUUCGUGUUAUUGCUUUCGAUCCAAGCGUGAUACGGGCAAACAAAAAUGUUGUAAGUUAUUACGAGUCGAUCAAGAAGAACAAGACUGAAGAAGAAGACGAUAAUUUCGUUCUUCGGAAACGUUCACGCUUGUCCUCCGAGUUUUGA